Dermochelys coriacea (leatherback sea turtle) is the source of this 6966-nucleotide messenger RNA. RefSeq names its product quiescin sulfhydryl oxidase 1 (gene QSOX1). The record is from RefSeq and is a predicted model, not a curated record. The transcript is spliced from 13 exons. Gene Ontology annotation, biological process: protein folding. Gene Ontology annotation, cellular component: Golgi membrane. NCBI's taxonomy places the organism in Eukaryota, Metazoa, Chordata, Testudines, Dermochelyidae. The coding region runs from base 413 to 2701 and encodes 762 amino acids. Gene Ontology annotation, molecular function: flavin-dependent sulfhydryl oxidase activity; protein disulfide isomerase activity.
CAGGGGCGCUGCUGCUUUAAACCCCUGGCUUGGGGGGGGGGGGGGCACCCUGCUCCCAGGUGCCGCCUGCCUCCCGGCUCAGCAGAGCCGGGGGAACCACCCCUGCUGGGGGGAGGGGCUCUGCGGGUACCGGGCGUCCCCAGGCCUGAAGGCAGCCUGCCCGGGUCCCCACCCCUGGCCCCCCCGGCUCUGGAGCGGGGGCUGGACGGGAGGGAAGCGGAGCGGCGCCGAGCCCCCCCCCAGGGUGAGCGCGCGCCCGGGCCCAGGCCAGUGUGGCCGCCGCAACGAAGGGGCGGGGCCCGCCGGCAGCUCCUCCCCCGCCGGCCAGGGUCAGGCCGCGGCGGCUACGGCAGCGAAGUUCUUCCCCCGCGGCCCGGCCAGCAGCCACCGUGCGGCGGGCUCCCGGCGGAAGAUGGCGAGGCGGCGCUGCCCCCCGUCCGCGCUGCUGCUGCCGCCGCUGCUGCUGCUGGCGGCCGCCCUGGCCGGGGCGCAGCCCGGCGGCCUCUACUCGCCCGGCGACGCGCUGGUGCUGCUGCGGCGGGACACGCUGGAGCGCAGCGUCCUCGACUCCCGCAGCGCCUGGCUGGUGGAGUUCUACGCCUCCUGGUGCGGCCACUGCGUCCACUUCGCCCCCACCUGGCGGGCGCUGGCCGCCGACAUCCAGGAAUGGAGCCCUGCGGUGAACCUCGGUGUCCUCGACUGUGCUGACAUAGCCAAUCAGAAAGCAUGCAAGAAGUUUGGGAUAACUGGGUUCCCGACAUUGAAGUUUUUCAAGGCCUUCUCCAAGAGCCCUGAGGACGGGACGAAGAUAUUCUAUCCUGGGGACAGCAUUCAGAACCUGAGGCAGAGCAUAAUCACCAACCUGGAGAUGCACAAGGAGACAUGGCCACCUGCCUGUCCACCACUAGAACCAGCCAGCAUGGAGGAGAUCCAUGGGUUCUUUCAAACAAACAAUGUCAUGUACCUGGCGCUGAUCUUCGAGGCGAACAACUCCUUUGUGGGCAGAGAGGUGACGCUGGACAUGCUGCAGUAUGAGAACGUCGCUGUCCGGAGAGUGCUGAGCAGUGAGGAGGAGCUAGUGAAGAAGUAUGGUGUGACUGCCUUCCCUUCCGGCUUCCUGCUCAUCAACAAUGGGACCUUCAGCCGCAUCCCUGUGCAAAUAGAGGCGCGAUCCUUCUACACCUACUUCCUGCGGAGGCUGCCUGGGGUCACGCGUGGCCCCUAUGCGCCGACCAGCACACCAGACAUGCCGAUCAAGACAACCCCCACCCCGCGGAGGCCUGCGGACCGCUCGAAGGUGUACAUGGCUGACCUGGAGUCUGCGCUGCACUAUGCCCUGCGGGUAGAGGUGGGCCGGUUCUCUGUCCUAACCGGAGAGCGCAUGAGGGCCCUGAAAGACUUUGUGGCAGUGCUGGCCAAGUAUUUUCCUGGCCGCCCAUUUGUCCAGAACUUCCUGCGCUCUGUGGACAGGUGGCUGAGGAGCAUGAGAGAAUCAAGGAUUCCCUACAGUGCCUUGGAGCAGGUCUUGACCAACAGAGAAGAGGGUCAAGCCCCAGAAGUGCUGUCAAACAACGUGACGUGGGUGGGUUGCCAGGGAAGCAAACCUAAUUUCCGAGGCUAUCCCUGCUCCCUCUGGACCCUCUUCCACCUCCUGACAGUGCAGGCGACUAGGUACCGCAGGCUGGGCACAGGCCCGCUCGAGGUCCUUGGCGCUAUGCGCGGCUACAUCCGAUCCUUCUUUGGCUGCCGGGAGUGCGCUCGGCACUUUGAGGGCAUGGCAGCGGAGUCCAUGGACAAAGUGAGAAGCGUGGACAAGGCAGCCCUCUGGCUUUGGUCAAGACACAACAGGGUCAACGCUCGACUGGCAGGUACUGAGACGGAGGACCCUGAAUUCCCCAAGCUGCAGUGGCCUCCCCCGGACCUGUGCCCUCUGUGUCACGGCGUGGUCAACAGGCACCACGUGUGGGACGAGGCAGCCGUGCUGCGCUUCCUCAAGGCCCACUUCUCCCCGGCCAACAUCAUCUUGGACUACAUGGAGCCUGAGAUGGCGCUGGUGGUCAGGCGCAGCCGGGAGGCAAAGGAGGGAGCUGGAGAGAGGGCCAUGGGUGAGGGGGAAGAGCGAGGGGAGGGAGGGAAUGGGGACGAGGGGGAAGAGGGGGAAGAAAGGAGACCAGGGGAACCAGAGGCCGCAGGGGUGGGAAUGGAGGUGGGUGGCUCGGAGAGACGAGGCUCCUCGGGGCCACGGAAACCAAGCAUCGUCCGGAUGAACCCCAAGACGCAGGAGCUGGAGGAGGACAUUGUGGACCUGGACUCCUUCAGUGAGCUGCACUACAAGAGCAAAGCCCUGAAGGCUGCGGCUGUGGCGGCCAACAAGCGGUGGCGGCUGAGCAAGAGGGACACCAUCCCACUGCUGCUGGCAGGCAACAGCCACCAGGACUUGGACUACACCGCGACCUGGGAGCGCUUGAGCCGGCGGGGGCUGGGCUCCAAGCGGCUCAUCGGGGCCCUGGAGGAGGAUGAAGGGGACGCCCUGAGGAGGAACCAUUGGUUCCGCAUGCUGGGAGUGGGCUUCUCCCGCCUGGACGUCAGCCUGUGCAUCGUCCUAUACUUCCUCUCCUCCAUGUGCCUGCUGGGCAUGUACGCCUUCUUCCGCAUGCGCACGAGGCACCGCAAGGGCCGCCCCGGCUUCCCCACAGCUUGAGGCUGGCGGGGGCGCCGGCAGGGUGAGGGGUGAUGGUACAGGUCAAGUGUGAACAAUUCCUUCCGGGGCUCUGUGGCUGGAGAAGCGUCUGAUUUUCUCCACCAGGGUUGCUAGGGCAGUGGGUGCAGCUGGACGGCUUCUGGAUCUCGCCACUGCUGGCUGCACGGACAUGAGGCUGCCCAUCAGAUAGAUGUGGCAGGGUGUUCUUCAGGGGGAUCCAAGAGCCUUUCCAAGCCACCUGAGCUCCUCCGAGACCUCGGGCGCAGCCGCUCUUGGGUUGGGGUGGAGGCUGGAGGACGGAGCGAACUGGGAGAGGUAGGGGGAAUUCUAGCUGCCUCCCUGUUUACAGUAGCUCAGCCAUUAAUAAGGACUGGGGGGCCUCCUUUCUGGUCUGGGGCUGUGAGCAGUUUGCCUUUGAUCAGUCAUGUCUCUCUCUGCUGAUUUAUCUGCCCUGGGCGGAACUUACCACCCCUCUGAAAGCGAGCUAGAGCUGCAGCUUAGAAGAUGGCCAGACCUGUUCUUGCUGAACUGGUUUCAAAACCUCUUCAGCGCACACCAGGCCUGCACUACAGCUCCAGCUGCGCUCUCAGUUUUCCCCAUGUAGAUCUAGCCCUUUAGGGUUAAACCACUAGAGCUGGGGCGGGGGAGGAGGGGGAAUUGGGACAGCCAGGCUUAGUUAAUAUAGGCGUUGGGCAGUGGAAGGAUCAGAUCGCUGUGGGGUCACUAAUGCUUUUGUGUUUUGCAAUCGGUUGAGCCAAGAGUUAGAUCAGACUCCUUUUCAAAUUCCCACCGGUCAGACAGACUAACUGGUACCACUGAGUAGGGGGACAGGAUGGCGUAGGGGUACUGCACAGCCUCUGCCCCCAUCUCUAGUCCAUCUCGGCUCAGUGGCGAUUGCCGUCUGGCAGCUGUUCCAUGGGAGGGGUUGAGUGCAGCUCCUAGCGCAGCGGGAUCCCCGCCACAGAAAGCCCCCAGCAGUAACUGCACCUUUAGUGCUCUCAGCAGAGAAGGAAAGGGUUGAAUGGGCUCAGAUGCGAUGCUCAUCACUUGCCUCUAGAUGUGGUCAGGGUUAGGGGAUGCUGUGAGAGCUUGCACACCCAUCGCCACUGCAGUAGGUGGGCUUUCCCACCUGUGUGUCAGUCCUGCUCUGCAAGUUCUCAUCCUGAGUUGUAGCGGGAGGGCAGAGAAAGAGUGAAAACCUGAUCUGUCAGAGGUUGCCCCUUAAGUUCCAGGAGCAGUGAGGGCCCAGGGGUGCAAGACUAGCAGAGGGAGUAGCACAGCUGCAUGCCCUGGUACUGUUUCCUGCUGCACCGUGGUGAAGGGGAAUCCAGCCCCAAGUGCCUAUGCUCGGUGUAGGUGACACUCCCCACAAAUAAGGGACUGCGGUGCCACUGGCUGGAGAUAUGCAUAACACAGACAGGUGCUGAGGAAGCUGUGUAGCCAGAGUUAAGCCAGUUCACCUUAAUCCUGACCUGUAACACUCCCCCCCGCCCCAAGUACUAUUUGUGUCACGAGCCACUGCGCUUCUUAGCCUAAUGCAUCUCAAUCCUGUCUUGAAAUACCACCUGCUCCACACUCUUGGGUUCCUCCUAUGCUGGCUCUGCAUUCGUGAGAGAGACAGAGAGAAAUGGCCACAGGGCUCAGGCUCACCAACUGGCCUCUGGCUUCUGAAGUUCAGGGCUCGCAGGGGAGGAGUUGCUGAGUUAACUGAGAACAGCUGUUACAUCCAGCCUCCCUGCAGCCCAGAGCACGCAUGGGCACAGAGGUGGGUGGGAAAGGACAUGGACCCUUGGUCUGACCACAGACCGUUCUGCUGGAGCAUCUAAUUCUGUGCCACCUUGGCCUGUCAUGUGGUUGAGGCUGUCCCCAGCCUUCUCCUGAGUAUGGGUGUGGGAGAGGAGGGUAUUAGUGCUGGCAGGGUGCUGUGUCAGCCUGCGCUGUGUUUCACCUGCUGGGGACGUGCUCGGGCCAACGGGUCAUCUCUCUGAAAGUCUGGCAGGCAGAUUUGCUGCCAUCCUCAUGCUUUAACAUUAGAAGUGGGAGGAGGUGGGGAGCUUUGCCAGUCCCCUCCCUCCACCCAUAUUAUAGUGUUUAUGAAACUGGAACUCUUCCUUUUGGCACCCUGGGUGGGGCCAGCCUUAGAGCCAAAUGACCCUUGUACAAUAAAAAGCCAUAGUCCUGUGCUGCUCCAUUACCCCACUCUGUUUAUUAGGGUUCCCGGCUCCACAUUUGGGUGCUGUGUUUCGGUCUCGCAAUCCCAGCACCCAGAAUUGGACACAAGUUUCCCAGAUGCACCUGGGUGCUUGUUCAGUACUGGGAAUAUCCCCGCCCAUGUCCUUGUAUAGUGAGCACCAUCAGCCCGGAGCAUCUGAUCUCUGAUCCUUGGUGUUGGCGCACCUCACCGGCCUGCAAAUGCUUGUCACUUUGUUCAACCUUUCUAUGAAACCCAUUGUACUGGAGUCACCAUUGAACUGAGGAAAGGGAAUCCUAAUACAAAUCAAGAGUCGCUUAACUUAUCCCCAGUCAUUUGCCAGCUCUUUGUGGCUUCCCAUCCCCUGUCCUUUGGUUUGUGCAUUGUUUUGAGUGAGGUCUUCAGGGCAGGGACUGUCUAGCACUGUGCAAAUGACCUUUGGGCUGGUGGGAUCCAGAAGCUGGCUGCACAGUGGGUGAAGGAGCAUUUCUUUUUGAUUGUUCUGAACAUAGCUCCUGGUACCAUCCAAGUAACCCCAGGUACCCGUAGGCUUUCUGCAAAGGGUGCAUCCAACUAGUUACAAGUUAGGACCAAGCUUUUCAAAAGUGACCAGGGAUUUUGUUCAGCCUGCUUGAGAGGCCUCGAAAGGGCCUGACUAUCACAGGCUGAAAAUCCAGCCCCUUUCAAGGCAUGUCCAGUUUAGCAUCUGAAAUCACUGGUCACCUUUGCAGACCUGGGUUUGCUCUAAGGCCUUAUCUGUGCUGUGGUUUUGUGCUCCAUCGCCAGCCGGAAAGCCAGUGUAGAUUGGCUGCCUGUGCUUCUGCCACUGUGGCAUCUAGCCCAGGUCAGAUAGCUGUAAAAAUGCUAGCGGCCAAUCUGUACUCACACCGCCACUGGUGGGGCUCCUACAGCAGCGAUGGCUGACAGCCAGCCUGCCCUCCUGUGGACAAGAGCUAGGUUUUUAUCAUUCCCACCCCCCCCCCCUUUUUUUUUGUUUGUUUCUUUUUGCAUCCCAAAACUGGGGAGGAGCAGGGGAGGGACUGGUGCCUGGAAAUGGGGACUGCACUGGAAUUUGAGGGGGGGAGCAACCUAUGAUCACUCUCCCCAUCCCCCACUUGGUGCUUGAGAACAUCUCCUGCCCUGAUCCUCUGCUUCUUCCAGUGUAGCCUGGACUUGCUUCUGGAAGUGGUGAGGCUCCUGUGUCUCUCUCUUCCCUGGGCUUGUGCUGUCCUGAUGGAUCUGACCUAAGCCUGCCAGGAUGUUUCUAAAGCCCAGAGUGGGAUAGAUAAGUUCUUUGCUCCUUUCUGAAAUGUGCCUUUUAAAAAAAUCUGGACUCCUGAGCUACAAAACAUUGGCUCUGAGAUCACCUGUGGAUUCCUCCCUGAUUUUCACUGUUACCUUCCUUUUGCCAUCUACAGGAUGGAGCUGGGGGACCGGCUUGCUGGGCUGCUGGAUUUUGGAGGGGUUUGGAAUGUAUCUGAGCCUCCCAGGACUGUGCCCAUGAGGAGCUAUGCUAGCCCACUCAGAGCUACUAAUGGGCAUCCCUCAACCAUCUGAACCGGCCUGGCACCUGGAGUGGCUUGCUGCAUGCCUGGUCCUUGAUGAGCUGGUGUCUGUGGAUGGAAAAUAGCCAUUCAAAGGAAUUCUGACAUCACAUGAUGGGGUCACGCAUGCCCUUCCAUGUUGCCUGGCAUUAUAGGUCUGUGUGUGUCACUGGAGAGAACAGAUUCUUUUGGGAAGGGAGGGGGUGCUGCAUCAUUAUCUAUCUCAGCCAGUCUGCUGUAAGGGGCAGAGCGGCUUGCCCCAACCCAGACCUUUAGCUCAGUGUGUUGAUCCCAGGCUGAGGUCUGUGGAACACUCUGCUCCAGGAUGGGAGGAGGAGAAACAUUUCUCUUUAGUUGUCACAAGAGGUUGGUUUGGUUUCAUUUUCUUUACUUUCAAAGUGGUGGUUAGUUUGUGCUCUGUUCCCGGUGCCAGGCUGCUGCGGCAGAAGGAGCUGGGGUCUCUGCACGUGGUGGCUGCUUGUGUUAAUGGAAUAAAUUAUUUUUGCUAAUAAAUGUUCUGCUGUGUUGGA